AUGAUGGGCCGAAUUACCCAAACUGCUCGAACUGACGCAGUUGUCAUGGCCGAAAAUAAACCAACUGCUCACAACUAUGCAGUUACCCAAGAGCAGAGAAAGUCAACCUCGUCAGCCUUACUUCCUCUUCCAGCAGAAAUAAUCAGGAUGAUAGCAGGAUUGCUUCCGGAUAAUUACGCUGCCUGUCUUACUCUUUGUAGUCGCAGUAUGAGAGAAAUACUUGGAGACCGGUGCUUGAAGGCUAUGAAAAAUCCACCACCUCAAACAUUUAAUUUCAUGCGUAAAGUUGAGAUGAACUUUGUGGCACUUUUGGCGAAAGACCUUCCUCAACACUUCGCAUGCUUCGAGUGUGCCCGCAUUCAUCGAGCGAGAACAAUCAAAUGGCCCAAUAACAUUACAGACCGUCUCGGCUGUGUUCAGUGCACUCGCAGUAGGCAGAAUAUUUAUUGUCUCAAGUUUUUGUCGCCCUUCGAAAUACAUUUCCCUCAAGUUUAUUUGGCGACGAAGCAACAUCGAUCCGGCAUCGAUAUUGGAUUUCCUCUGGAGGCUUUCCGGCACCAAGAAGUUACACAUGAUCAGUCUACGAAUAUAACGUCUUUAUUGUCUGUUGAUGCCCGAUUUGUCUCCAAUGAGCUUCUGUUGCGGUCUCAAAUAUGGAUUCUUGUCCCUCAGAGCCGAAAAGACAGAACCAAUGAGAAUUUAGGUCAUGGUGGAUUAUCUACUAGAGUCUGUAAACAUUCAGAACGAUAUUCACUGGAGUUCAUGGUGUCAGAACUUGUGAGAAGUACAUCUUCCCGCACACGAACAGCGCAAUGCCAUCAAUGUUGGAUGGACCUUGGGAUACGUCGAAAACACUGUGGAGACGCCGGAACUGCGAUCAUCAUUACCAAAUGGAUCAAUCUUGGAGCCGGUCUAGACCCCAAUGAUGGUAAGUGGCAAAGUCAUAUCGGACGUAAAGGUCUGCGUCACAAACAACCUUUAGUCAAUAUCCAAAAAGCUUUCGAAGACCAGGAAGGAUUGUCGAUGGAAGAAUUUACUUCGGGUAAUCAGGAGAAGUUGUUUUCGGAGAGGAGAAACCAGCCCUCGAAUUGA
Botrytis fragariae is the source of this 1092-nucleotide messenger RNA. Its product is annotated as putative f-box domain protein. Bases 1 to 1092 code for a protein of 363 amino acids. NCBI's taxonomy places the organism in Eukaryota, Fungi, Ascomycota, Leotiomycetes, Helotiales, Sclerotiniaceae. The transcript has a single exon. The record is from RefSeq and is a predicted model, not a curated record.